AUGCCUUUGACUCAAGGCACAACCUCUCUGCCAGAGAGGACUCUGGUGCUGCGUUGGAAGGAGCAGCCUAACAGUGCGGCCGUAGUGAACGUGAGUUUCAAGCUCACUGCUCAGCGACGAAUCGUCCAGCGUAGCGAGAUCGCUGGUGAUCGCUGCGCUCCCCAUCCGAGGCAGCGGCUGCGAGGGCAGCACUGUUUGACGGAAACCUGGCGCCAGAUUCUGGACGGCGAUAGCAUUGCGUGAGUGGUUGCCAGCUCACAGUAGCCAACCACUG
Molecule: messenger RNA, 274 nt
Organism: Phytophthora nicotianae INRA-310
Lineage: Eukaryota; Oomycota; Peronosporomycetes; Peronosporales; Peronosporaceae
Exons: 1
Coding region: 1-243 (80 amino acids)
Source: RefSeq, a predicted model, not a curated record